Molecule: messenger RNA, 6135 nt
Organism: Nothoprocta perdicaria
Lineage: Eukaryota; Metazoa; Chordata; Aves; Tinamiformes; Tinamidae
Gene: DOCK1
Product: dedicator of cytokinesis 1
Exons: 52
Coding region: 13-5667 (1884 amino acids)
Biological process (GO): small GTPase-mediated signal transduction; cell migration
Cellular component (GO): plasma membrane; cytoplasm
Molecular function (GO): guanyl-nucleotide exchange factor activity; small GTPase binding
Source: RefSeq, a predicted model, not a curated record
CGAGCCCGCGCCAUGACCCGCUGGGUGCCCACCAAGAGGGAGGAGAAGUACGGCGUAGCUCUUUACAACUACGAGGCGAGGGGCCCGGACGAGCUGUCUCUGCAGAUCGGGGACACCGUGCACAUCCUGGAAACGUAUGAGGGUUGGUACAGGGGUUAUACACUAAGGAAGAAGUCCAAAAAGGGUAUAUUUCCUGCAUCGUAUAUACAUCUUAAGGAAGCAAUAGUUGAAGGAAAAGGCCAACAUGAAACCGUGAUCCCGAGCGAGCUCCCGCUGAUCCAGGAAGUGACCACGACCCUGCGGGAAUGGUCCAUCAUAUGGCGCCAGUUGUAUGUUCAAGACAACAGAGAAAUGUUCCGUAGUGUCCGGCACAUGAUCUACGAUCUUAUUGAGUGGCGAUCCCAAAUACUCUCUGGAACGUUGCCACAGGAUGAGCUCAAGGAACUGAAGAAGAAAGUGACCGCCAAAAUUGACUAUGGAAACAGAAUCCUUGAUUUAGACCUGGUUGUUAGGGAUGAAGAUGGCAAUAUUCUGGACCCGGAGCAGACCAGCACCAUUAGCCUUUUUAGAGCACACGAAAUCGCUUCCAAGCAAGUUGAAGAGAGACUGCUGGAGGAAAAAUCUCAAAAACAGAAUAUUGAUAUCAACAGACAAGCCAAGUUCGCUGCUACUCCUUCAUUUGCUUUAUUUGUAAAUUUAAAAAAUGUAGUUUGCAAAAUCGGAGAAGAUGCUGAAGUCCUUAUGUCUCUCUAUGACCCACUGGAAUCAAAAUUUAUCAGUGAAAACUACUUGGUGCGGUGGUCGAGCUCUGGACUCCCCAAAGAUAUAGACAGGUUGCAUAACCUUCGAGCAGUGUUCACUGACCUUGGCAGCAAAGACCUGAAAAGAGAGAAAAUCAGUUUUGUUUGUCAAAUAGUGAGAGUGGGCAGGAUGGAGCUGAGGGACAACAACACGAGGAAGCUGACGUCGGGGCUCCGGCGGCCCUUUGGAGUAGCAGUAAUGGAUGUUACUGACAUAAUUAAUGGAAAAGUCGAUGAUGAGGACAAACAGCACUUCAUUCCAUUUCAACCGCUAGCGUUGGAUGACGCCAUUCGACACAAGCAGCUGAACAUAUCAUCCCGUUUUUCACCCAGGGUGGCGGGGGAGAAUGAUUUCCUUCAGACUGUUAUAAACAAAGUGAUUGCUGCUAAAGAAGUUAACCACAAGGGCCAGGGUCUGUGGGUGACUUUGAAACUUCUUCCAGGAGAUAUCCAUCAGAUUAGAAAAGAGUUUCCACAUUUAGUGGAUCGCUCCACAGCUGUGGCUCGGAAAAUGGGCUUUCCUGAGAUUAUUAUGCCUGGUGAUGUUCGUAAUGAUAUCUACGUAACGCUGGUUCAGGGCGAUUUUGACAAGGGCAGUAAAACAACAGCAAAGAAUGUAGAAGUUACAGUGUCUGUUUACGAUGAAGAUGGCAAAAGAUUAGAGAGUGUUAUUUUUCCUGGUGCUGGUGAUGAAGCCAUCUCGGAGUACAAGUCAGUAAUAUACUACCAAGUAAAGCAGCCUCGCUGGUUUGAGACUGUAAAGGUUGCUAUCCCUAUUGAAGACGUGAACCGCAGUCACCUAAGGUUCACGUUCCGUCACAGAUCGUCCCAGGACUCCAAAGAUAAAUCUGAGAAAAUAUUUGCCUUAGCAUUUGUGAAGCUCAUGAGAUACGAUGGAACAACUUUGAGGGAUGGAGAACAUGACCUUAUAGUUUAUAAGGCAGAAGCAAAGAAGCUGGAAGAUGCCUCUACAUAUCUAAGCCUGCCAUCCACUAAGAUAGAGUUGGAAGAAAAGGGACACUCAACUACAGGGAAGAGCAUGCAGAACCUGGGGAGCUGCACCAUCAGCAAGGACUCCUUCCAGAUUUCCACUCUAGUUUGUUCAACAAAACUUACACAGAAUGUUGACCUCUUGGGACUCCUGAAAUGGCGAUCAAAUACGAAUCUGCUGCAGCAAAAUUUGAAGCAGUUGAUGAAAGUUGAUGGUGGCGAAGUGGUUAAGUUUCUCCAAGACACAUUGGAUGCACUUUUUAACAUAAUGAUGGAGAACUCGGAGAGUGAGACGUUUGACACGUUAGUGUUUGAUGCUCUGGUAUUUAUCAUUGGACUGAUUGCUGACAGAAAAUUUCAACACUUUAACCCUGUAUUGGAAACCUACAUUAAGAAGCAUUUCAGCGCUACAUUGGCCUACACAAAACUCACUAAAGUUUUAAAGACCUAUGUGGAUAAUGCUGAGAAGUGUGGUAUCACUGACCAGCUUUUUAAAGCUAUGAAAGCUUUGGAGUAUAUCUUCAAGUUCAUAGUACGGUCCAGGAUAUUGUUCAACCAACUUUAUGAAAAUAAAGGCGAGGCCGACUUCAGGGAGUCGUUGCUGCAGUUAUUCAAGUCCAUCAAUGAGAUGAUGAGCAGCAUCUCUGACCAAACGGUCAUAGUGAAGGGGGCAGCACUUAAGUACCUGCCAGCAAUUGUCAAUGAUGUGAAAUUAGUGUUUGAUCCAAAGGAACUUAGCAAGCUGUUCACGGAGUUCAUCCUGAACGUGCCGGUGAGCCGGCUGACCAUCCAGAAGCUCUACUGCCUCAUCGAGAUCGUGCACAGCGACCUGUUCACGCAGCACGACUGCAGGGAAAUCUUGCUGCCAACGAUGACAGAUCAGCUGAAGUAUCACUUGGAAAGACAAGAAGACCUGGAGGCUUGUUGCCAAUUGCUUAGUAACAUCCUGGAAGUGCUCUACAAGAAAGAUGUGGGACCAACGCAACGGCAUGUCCAGAUAAUCAUGGAGAAGCUACUGAGGACAGUAAAUAGAACAGUCAUUUCCAUGGGACGUGAUUCGGAGCUCAUUGGAAGUUUCGUUGCGUGCAUGACUGCUAUUUUAAGGCAAAUGGAAGACUAUCACUACGCUCAUUUAAUCAAGACUUUUGGGAAGAUGAGGUCAGAUGUUGUGGACUUCCUGAUGGAAACGUUCAUCAUGUUCAAGAAUCUCAUCGGGAAGAACGUCUAUCCCUUCGACUGGGUUAUAAUGAACAUGAUGCAGAAUAAAGUCUUCCUGCGAGCCAUUAACCAGUAUGCAGACAUGCUGAACAAAAAAUUCCUCGAUCAGGCCAACUUCGAGUUGCAGCUUUGGAACAACUACUUUCACCUGGCGGUUGCUUUUCUCACACAAGAAUCUUUACAACUGGAGAAUUUUUCAAGUGCUAAAAGAGCAAAAAUACUUAACAAAUACGGUGACAUGAGAAGGCAGAUUGGCUUCGAGAUCAGGGACAUGUGGUACAAUCUGGGUCAGCAUAAAAUCAAGUUCAUCCCAGAAAUGGUGGGACCUAUAUUGGAAAUGACGCUUAUCCCCGAAACGGAGCUUCGCAAAGCUACGAUCCCAAUAUUCUUUGAUAUGAUGCAGUGUGAAUUUCACUCAACUCGAAGCUUCCAGAUGUUUGAAAAUGAGAUCAUCACCAAACUGGAUCACGAAGUGGAAGGAGGCCGAGGAGAUGAGCAGUACAAAGUGUUAUUCGACAAAAUUCUCUUGGAGCACUGCAGGAAGCACAAGUACCUUGCAAAAAGUGGGGAGACUUUCGUGAAACUUGUCGUCCGCUUGAUGGAGAGGCUCUUGGACUACCGGACCAUCAUGCACGACGAGAACAAGGAGAACCGCAUGAGCUGCACCGUCAACGUGCUGAAUUUCUACAAAGAGAUUGAGAGAGAAGAAAUGUACAUAAGGUAUUUGUACAAGCUCUGCGACCUGCACAAGGAGUGUGACAACUACACCGAGGCUGCCUACACGCUGCUCCUGCACGCCAAGCUGCUCAAGUGGUCGGAAGAAGCAUGUGCAGCGCACCUUACCCAGCGGGAUGGAUACCAGGCAGCUACUCAAGGACAGCUGAAAGACCAGCUGUAUCAAGAAAUUAUCCAUUACUUUGACAAGGGCAAGAUGUGGGAAGAGGCCAUUGCCUUGGGUAAAGAACUUGCAGAACAGUACGAAAAUGAAAUGUUUGAUUAUGAACAACUCAGUGAACUACUGAGAAAGCAAGCCCAGUUCUAUGAAAACAUUGUGAAAGUGAUAAGACCUAAACCAGAUUAUUUUGCUGUUGGGUAUUAUGGCCAGGGAUUUCCUACGUUCAUAAGGAACAAAGUGUUCAUCUACCGCGGCAAGGAGUACGAGCGCCGUGAGGACUUCGAAGCCAGGCUCCUGACGCAGUUUCCAAAUGCAGAGAAAAUGAAAACGACCUCUCCUCCGGGCGACGACAUCAAAACCUCCUCUGGCCAGUAUAUUCAGUGCUUUACUGUAAAGCCCAAACUUGAUUUACCGCCUAAAUUUCACAAGCCUGUGUCAGAACAAAUCGUCAGUUUCUAUAGAGUUAAUGAAGUCCAACGGUUUGAAUAUUCACGCCCUGUUCGAAAAGGAGAGAAAAACCCAGAUAAUGAAUUUGCGAAUAUGUGGAUUGAGAGAACCAUCUACGUGACGGCCUACAAGCUGCCCGGGAUUCUGAGGUGGUUUGAAGUCAAAUCGGUUUUCAUGGUUGAAAUCAGUCCACUGGAAAAUGCAAUAGAAACUAUGCAGCUAACAAAUGAUAAGAUCAAUAAUAUGAUUCAGCAGCAUCUGAAUGAUCCGAAUCUACCUAUUAACCCUCUCUCUAUGCUGCUUAACGGCAUUGUGGAUCCUGCAGUCAUGGGAGGCUUCACGAACUACGAAAAGGCCUUUUUUACUGAAAAAUAUAUGCACGAGCAUCCGGAGGACCAUGACAAGAUUGAAAAACUGAAGGAUCUGAUAGCUUGGCAGAUUCCCUUCCUGGCGGAAGGCAUCCGAAUCCAUGGGGAGAAGGUGACGGAAGCGCUGAGGCCGUUCCAUGAGCGGAUGGAAGCCUGCUUCAAGCAGCUUAAGGAAAAAGUAGAAAAGCAGUAUGGUGUCAGAACUGUUCCGCCCAGCGUGGAGGAGCGGCGGGGCAGCCGGCCGCGCUCCAUGGUGCGCUCCUUCACCAUGCCCUCCUCCUCGCGGCCCCUCUCCGUCGCCUCCGUCUCCUCCAUCUCCUCGGACAGCACUCCCUCGAGGCCCGGCUCCGACGGGUUUGUGCUUGAGCCCCUCCUGCCAAAAAAGAUGCAUUCUAGGUCUCAAGAUAAAUUGGACAAGGAUGACCUAGAUAAAGAUAAGAAAGAGAAGAAGAAGGAGAAAAGGAACAGCAAGCAUCAAGAAAUAUUUGAUAAAGAAUUUAAAUCUACGGAUAUUUCUCUGCAGCAAUCCGAAGCAGUGAUCCUUUCAGAAACGAUCAGCCCGCUGAGACCACAGAGACCAAAGAGCCAAGUCCUCAACGUGAUGUCGAGCGAAAGGCGUUUUUCCGUGUCUCCUUCCACACCCAGCUGUCAGGGCACACCGCCACCAAUAACGCCACGGACAAAGCUGUCCUUCAGCCUGCAGGCCAGUUUGGAGCUGAACGGUAUGUCCAGCUCGGACGUGACGGACGUCCCCCCUCCGCUGCCCCUCAAGGGGAGCACGGCAGAUUACGGGAACCUCCUGGAGAGCCAAGACCUGGUCAGCCCCACGACGUCUCCCCCCGCGCAUCCGAGGCACCUUCCCCCUCCGCUUCCCAGCAAGACACCGCCGCCGCCGCCGCCCAAGACCACGCGGAAGCAGACGUCCGUCGACUCGGGCAUCGUGCAGUGAGGACGGCAGAGCCUGUCCUCCCUUUGCCCCCGAAGAGCCCCGGGGGCUGCUUCAUUUCGUGCCAAAUAACCCCAGGAGCCCUGCGACGGCAGCACUGGUGGUGCCGGCUUCGCCGUGCGCCACAUUCGACAUCCCAGUCCACAUGCAUGAGCACUGGGAGCUGCCAACCAGGCACAGCUUAUUUGUGAAAUGCCCUUUUCUUACUGAUUUUUUUCCCUAAUUCUGCCUUAUAAAUAAGCUGCUGCCGACGGGCUGCUGCUUCGAGUUAGUUACUCGCUCAGGCACUGACCUGCUCGUGCAAGCGGCUGUUGUGCUUGGUGCUGGCCAGCUUCUAACCCGGGACAAAUGUUGAGCCACUGACAGGCACGAGCGUAUAGGAAAAACCACAAGGUGCCCCGGGAGAGCAUCCCUGCUCCUUCCAACCCCAACGGUUGAAUAGAAGACUGAAUAUAAAAGCUUUUUCUUUUU